Messenger RNA from Anas platyrhynchos (mallard), 7261 nucleotides. It is a transcript of the gene RAPGEF5, whose product is annotated as Rap guanine nucleotide exchange factor 5. Lineage: Eukaryota; Metazoa; Chordata; Aves; Anseriformes; Anatidae. Gene Ontology annotation, biological process: Ras protein signal transduction. The record is from RefSeq and is a predicted model, not a curated record. Gene Ontology annotation, molecular function: guanyl-nucleotide exchange factor activity. Gene Ontology annotation, cellular component: plasma membrane.
UCCAGUGUAAGGGUUGUGAGGGGAGUACCUGUCCAGUGGCUGCAGGCAGGACCACCUUUUCCCAGCAACCUGCCGUCAACCCAAUGCCACACUGGUGCUGGAAGCGGCUGUUAUGCACCUCUGCACCCUGACAUGGGCUGUGCACAUCUGCACAUCUCCUACUACCUCUGUGAUCCCAGCUGAGUUGGUUUAAGAAGCACGAGUGAGGAAAAAACUAUUUUAUUUUUUGUAAGGUUAGUUUUGUGGUUAAGACAGCUCCUUGUUGGGCUGGCUGAGUGGUGGAGCUGGUCCCUGAGAGAUCUGGACCUCACAGGUGGGACAGGGGGACAGCGUUUUGCAAUGUCUCCGUGAGAGUGGCUUGACUAUAAUGCCAUUUAUUGAGACUUUUAGGCACAGGUGAAUUCAACCUGGAAGAGCAGGUCAGCGUUUUUUGUAGCUCGGAGGCAGAAGAUGUGUGCAAGCGGAGCCCCACCUUACACCGAGUGCUCUGAAGGACACAGACAAGAAGAGUCUGGCAGCAAGGGAGCGACACCUGCACCACUGCGAGGGCUCAGGCAGGGGUGAAACACAGCGCCAGCAAUUCAAGGCACGGGGUUCCCGACGCCUGCCUCCUCCCUGCACCAGGAGCGAACGGGAUCGGCUUCUGGCACCGAAGGCUCCCUCCUCAGCUCUUCCAGGGAUUACCUGAAGGUACUGCAAGCCAGCCGCCCCCCGGGACAGAGCAGAGGCGAAGGGACGGCCACCUCGGGUCCCCCGGCAGGACGUCAGGGCACCCCCCGGCCCCUCGCAGCCCACCUCCGACCCCAGCCGGUCCCCAGCCGGCGCCGGACCUGAGCGCAAAGGAGUUAACAGGACUUUCUGCCUCUUCCCGCCCGCUCCUCCUCCUCCUCCUCCCCAUUACCUGCACUUUAUCACCGCCGGAGCCGCGGCGCGGGGCGGGGGCGGUGAAGGUGGAGGGGGGCCGGCGGCUCCCCCAGCUCCUGCCGGGGCUUUGCCGCCCGGCCGGCGGGGCCGAGGCGUGCGGGGGCCGCGGGGCUCCGCGCUCGGCUCCGCUCCGCUCCGCUCGGUGGGCGGGGGGCAGGCGGAGCGGGGCUGCGCGCCGUGAGCCCGGCCGGGAUGCGGCAUGGCUGGGGGCUCCGUGAGGAUGCCGCCGCCUCCGCCGUGUGAGGCUGCGGAGCCGGCCCGCGGCUGGAGGAGCCCCGGCGGGGGAGCCCCCGACCCGUCGCCGCCGCCGCCGCCCGUGCAGCUGCGGCAGAAGCUGCGGGAGCUGCCGGCGCUGCUGCGGAGCGGGCUGACGCUGCGCAGGAAGAGCGCGGCCGCCGCCGGCCACCGGACCCUGUCCAGAAGAAUUUCAAAUCCAUACCUGGAAACUCCUUCAAACAAGAUUUAUGGAGAAAGUUCCUCCUGUGCUGGGAGAGCCCUCAGGAAUAUUUUCACACUACAAGCUUCUGACCUGAUUAAAGACAGGGUGUACCUUACUGGAAUUUGCAGGAGGAGCUGUGUUGGAUCAGAACUGGUAGACUGGCUCUUGGAGCACUGCCCAUUUGUUAAGUGCAGAUCUACGGCAGUUGGCGUGUGGCAGCUGCUUCUGGAUAUGGGCAUUAUAUUAUCAGUGGAUAGACAACUGUAUUUUCAAGACGCUCAUGCUUUCUACCAGUUCUCAGCAGAUGAAUGUACCUACCUUUUCUGUGAAUUUGAGAAAGAGGAAUGCUGGAAGAAUGGUGUAAAGCUCCUACUUCAACUACUGCCAUUGGCUCCUCCCAGGAUUGACAUGCCUGAUCAAAAAAUAGAAGAUACGACAGAAACCAAUGCUGAAAUUCUUGCUCGUCUCACUUCUGCGGUACAGAGAGAGCUGGCUGCUGUCAUUGCCUUGAAAGCAAGGAAGUCAGCAAUUCAUCAAAAUGAAGAAAACAACAGUCAAGAAAAAAGAGGGCUAGAAGAGCUCAAGGAUACCUCUGAUGCUCAGGCAGGGGUUUUGUGCAAGCUUCAGGAAAGAGAUGACAUUGGACGGAUUGAGCUAGUCCAGAAGCUGGCACGAGAAAACUGUCAGUUUUUGCAGGCGGAUAGAAAACAACCAGAGAAGACUGAACAAGCGGAGGAUGGAGGCGGCGGCGAGCGGGCUCGGGAGGAGGCCGGCGCGGCGCUGGUGCUGCGGAAGGUGUGGUCACGCAGCCCGGCCCCCGAGCGGCGCGGGAGGUACGUGGUGGUGGCGGGGACGCCGGAGAAGAUUUUGGAGCAUCUCCUGAGCGAUCUGCACCUGGAAGCGGCGCAGGACAAAGACACCGAAACUCUCCUGGAUGACUUCCUUCUCACGUACACAGUUUUCAUGACAACUGAUGACUUGUGCCAGGCACUUCUGAGGCACUAUUGUGCAAAGAACUAUCAAGGGAAAGAAGACGACUCUGAUGUAUCCUGUAGGAAACGAAAAGUUUUGCAUUUGGUUUCUCAGUGGACUUCUCUCUAUAAAGACUGGUUACAUGAAGAUGAGCAUUUAAAACAAUUUUUAAAGACGAUAUACCGGAAUGUAUUAGAUGAUGUAUACGAAUAUCCCAUUCUUGAGAAGGAACUGAAGGAAUUUCAGAAAAUACUUGGGAUGCAUCGUCGUCACACUGUAGAUGAAUAUUCACCACACCGAAAGAAUAAAACCUUUUUCCACCAGUUCAGUCUAAAGGAGAGCUGGCUGCAGCACAGAGGAACCAUGAAUGAAGCAGAAGAAAUAUUCUGCCGUGUGUAUAUAACGGAGCACUCCUAUGUCAGCGUGAAAGCUCAAGUAACUGCUUCGGCGCAGGAGAUACUGAAGAUUAUAGCGGAAAAGAUCCAGUACCCAGAGGAGGAGCUGGCACUGGUGACAGUCACGUUCUCUGGUGAAAAACAUGAACUACAACCAAAUGACUUGGCCAUCUCAAAAUCUUUUGAAUCAUCGAGUCGGAUGUUUGUCUACCGAAAAGAUCUGACUGAUUCUUUGAACCCAUUUGCUGAAAACGAGGAGUUGCAGCAACGGUCUGUGAGAAUUUUGGGAAUCAACACCUGGGAUCUUGCCUUAGAACUAACAAAUUUUGACUGGAGCCUCUUCAACGCAAUUCAUGAGCAAGAGCUCAUAUACUUCACAUUCAGCAGACAGGGCAGUGCUGAAAACACUGAGAAUCUCAGUCUUCUGCUUCAAAGAUGCAAUGAGGUCCAGCUUUGGGUUGCCACUGAGAUACUCCUCUGCAGCCAGCUCUGCAAACGUGUACAGUUGGUCAAAAAGUUCAUCAAGAUUGCUGCCCACUGUAAAGCCCAAAGAAAUCUGAAUUCAUUCUUUGCUAUUGUUAUGGGUCUCAACACUGCGUCUGUCAGCCGGCUGUCUCAGACCUGGGAGAAAAUUCCUGGGAAGUUCAAGAAACUUUUCACUGAACUGGAAAGCUUGACAGACCCUUCUCUGAAUCACAAAGCUUACAGAGAUGCAUUCAAGAAAAUGAAAUCUCCGAAAAUUCCCUUCAUGCCCUUACUUCUGAAAGAUGUAACAUUCAUCCAUGAAGGAAAUAAAACAUUUCUGGAUAACCUUGUUAAUUUUGAAAAACUGCACAUGAUUGCAGAUACUGUUCGAUCGUUGAGGCAUUGCAGAAAUAACCAGUUUGGCAAUGAAGUUCCUUCAAAAGAGCACCAUGAACUGAAGCCAUAUGUCCACCACCUGCAUGUCAUCGACAACCAGCAAGCUCUCUUCGAGCUUUCUCACAGGAUAGAGCCACGCGUGUGAGCGUACGCAGCUUCGUAUAACCUUGUAACUGCAGCACUUUGAAUUAAGUGAAUGUUUAUGCCAAGCAUGUUGCUUCCCUAUACGAGAACAGUUUACUGAGUUUUAUCAGUAGCUCACACAACAUGCACAGGAAAAUCGGGCAGAGCAAGCAAAGAAGCUGCUCACAGAGCUGCAGGGUAAGCUUGGUGCUGUCCCCGCUCGUCACCAAGCAGAGCAGUGUUCUUUGAGCUCAAGAGCUUGGUUUCUGUGAAAAUAUUGUUUGGUCCAGUGUAGCUUUCAAUGCAGAUUCUGCCAGUAUUAGAAAGAAAGGAAGCGUCACAUCACAGCAGCAAACCAUUGCAGCAAGCAACAUGAAGCAAGGGGAUUCGCAGUUGGUCGCAGUGUGUACCUCACUAAUUCAAGGUUGCCAAAAAUACUGUGCAAUCCGGGCAGCUCCCCUGCAUCCACCGGAGCAUCUUUUUUGGGAUGAGUGCGGACAACCAAGGACUGGAACAUAAAAAGGCAGCACACCAGGUGAAGUUCAAGAGUGUGUCAUGAUUUGGAGGUCAGUAAACAGUUGAUACUGUAAUGGCCCCUUAGGAAUCUGCUUUAUAAAACACACUGUAGGAGCCAGUCCACUUUUGUUGCAGUUUCUGGACACAAUUGUUUGUACACAGAAAAUGUGUUACUUUCUUCCUUUUCAUUUAUCUCAGAUUUAGUACUAACCGCAUUUAAAGGGUUAUAGACUGUUAUAGAGGAGCUGCGUUUUUUCAGCUUGGAUUACACCCUCCUUUGUGUCAAUUCAGAGGCAAUGCCUAGGCUCAUCUACAUUCCUGACUAACCUUCUGGAAAUGCUCUGUUUUAGCAGGUAAGAUUUCACCUAACUCGCACAAGCUUCCAGUUCCUAAAGAACAGCACUGUACACCCUGCAGUAUAACGACCUGCAUACACAUCAGGCUGUUGGCAUUAGGGUCCCUUUCUACUUCUGUGCACCUCACACAUUUUCCUUAGCCAAUUUUCAUGUAAUUAAAAGUAGUACUUCAGGGCACGUACUGAGGCAGCAGUUCUAAAGUCCUGUCUACAACUGACCUAAAUCUACACACCGCUCUCACCAUAGCUCCGGUUUUCAGCAUGAAGAAGUUACACAAAAUAAUGUGUGCUGUUCUGCCUGGCACUCUCAUUCAUACACAGACAUGCAGUAACAGUCCCUUUGCAGAGCAGGGAGGUGGAUACAUUGCACCACUCUGCCCGUCUCUAUCCUAUGUUUUCCACGUGAGGAAGAUGUCCAAGAAGAUGCUCCUUUACUGAAAUGUGGAUCUACUGAACUAGCAUGCUCUUCAUCAUUGUGUUAUCUCUGGUUUAAAGGGAUUUUUAAAAAGCAGCUUUAAUAAGUAGUCUGUGGGGAAAAUCUGUAGAAUGCAUUCAGUUUUCCCAUCUGUGAAAUAUUGUAUAGAUCUAUUGUAAAGGAAACAGAUGUUUCAGAAAUGUAUUUGCUUGUACUUUGUUAUUAUCAAAUACUAUAUGACUUUUUUUUUUUUUUUUAAAGAAAAAAAAAUCUUCUUUUUACCCAGUAAAAAGAAAGAAAAAAAAUAAACUCUUGCUGGCCAUGGAGUAAAAAUUUCCUAUGUUCUUCUGUAGAUGUGACUGCACAUAUUGUAAAUAAGUCUUUUGUGCAAACAGACCAAAACUGUUCAGAUGAGUAUACUAGCUGCAGUGGACUCCCUUUUUGCAGUGUAAGAACACAAACCAUGGGUUGAAUUUGCUUCUUGUUUUGUUGCAGUUCUUCCUCUGGCUCCAGCACUCCCUGAAUCCCCACCCUUAGAUGCAUUACCUGCAUUGUCUGCUGGUUUUUGAGCUCCCCCUUGUGAAAUCUCAUUACUACAAUGUUAUUUUUAAGAGCCUGCAUGUAGACCUGACUGCAUGCAUUAGCACAUAUGUUAUAAUGCUAUUCCACAAGUUGUUCUGUUGAAAACUGUGGGAGAGGGAGCAUAAGAAAGUACUUGCAGUUCACUGCAUUCAGCUCUGUGAUAGUUUUGGUGGUUACUGCUGUUGAAGCAGCAGCAGUGCCGGAGAAGAAUAAAGGAAAUGAAAGAAGAGAGGAAAAAAAUAAAUAAAAAAGACAACAGCUCUGGCUUUAACUUGAAAGUAUGCUAAAGCCAGCUUGAAGUCUCCUCACUGCCAGUUCAAACUGGCUGAAGUAAGUUGUUGGGUAAUGUACCAGUGGGCUUCAAGCCAGCCUGAGCAUUGGCUUUCUGCACCACUGUAACUUCAUACUGAAUCGGGUGUUGUCUGUCCCUUACAGCUGGCAUGAAAUCAGUUUGAAGGCACAAAGCCAGCACUAAGCAUGUUAUCCAAGUUCUGGCUAACUGGACUAUUUUUUAAAACUUUACAAACUAAUUUUUGUAGUGGCCUUUAUUAUUUGAAUAUGACUUGAUGGUCUGAGGGACCGACUUUGGUGCAUCAAUUUCACAUUGAAAAUAUGGGUCUUUAAUGUUAUCUAGAAGAAAGGCAAGUAGCCCAAAUAAUAUGUCUAACAAACAAAAAGGCCUGUCAAAGUCUUCCUUCAACACCUGAAGUAUUGCAGAGCUGGGCUUCGGACUGGCAGGCACUUUGAAGGUGUGGUGGGAGGAGAAACAAACCCUGUGAAAGUGCCAGGGGCACUACAUAGCCUCUCCCGGGGCCCAGCACAGGUAAAACUGUGAUUUUUAAAAUUCAUUCUUGCCCAAUAGCACAUUUAUGUUACAUGGAUAAAAUCCAUGAAUCUGUAAGUUCAGUAUAUCACAGUGACACCUGAGGUUAAAUAUUCUGCAUAUUUUCAUGAGUAGCUAGGAGGAGUAAUUAGACAAAACCAAGGAAAAAGCUAGGUCACCCUACACAUCUGAUGUGUGAUUUUGCUGCAUCAAAUGUAGAUGCUUCCAUUAUUUGAUUCUAACCCCAUUUCAGAUAGAAGUUAACUGCAUUUGCAUGACACUAGCAAAAAAAUAAAAAUAAAAAGUAUAUUGAAACAAUAAGAUACGUGGCUGUAAAAUUACAAAGAAAGAUGUAAAUACUAAACAUUUUAGCAGAGUAAUAUUUAUUUGCAUAGCCUAUUUAUUGUCAUCUUAUUACACUGUUAAGAAAUACUGGGAUGAAGUCAGUGAGCUGAGGUAAGAACACCUGCCUGUUAUGUUCUCUCUGAGUGCCAUAAUGCUGUCAGCUUGCAUUAAAAGUAAUAAAACAGAAAACCCCAAAUCAAGGUAUUUACCUAACUUCUCAGGGACUACAGCUAGUAGUUAUCCACCGCUAUGAGACCUGGUAUGUAUGAAAUAAUCUGAUUUACCAGAAUCAAUGUUGCCAAUGUUUUCCUUUUCAUAUUUCAUGCUUGUCUGCCUCUGUACAUAUUAAUUGUGUUGUGUAUUUAUGAGAGCUAGUAAGCAAUAAUUUAUAUGUCAAAAUGGCCAAGCAAUACAAGGUUAAAACUUGUAGAAGCAACUGUUACACUUAUCUUGCAUUUUCCAGUGUUUUUUAAUAUUGCUUUUCAAAAUAUAAAAACUACCUUAAUGAAGA